UGGUACGAUGAAAAACACAUUGAAUCAAGGAACGUGUGGAAUGUGAAAUUGCGAAGAAUACACACGAAACAAGCCGGACAUUUAUGAAACGUCAGACUUAGAAUUAAAUUGUUAUUUAGUGGCAUUUUACGAAUGAAAAUGCUAUGUGUUUGUAAUGUGACAUUAAUGUCUAUUAAUGUUGCCUAAAGAUAAGGCAUACAUAGACAAUAUGACUGAAGGGGGAGAAACACAACCAACUCCAGGGAAUGAAGCACAGCCUGAAGCUUCUGAACCCAGAGCCUUACAUGGCGAGGGGUUAUAUGAAACAACAGCAGAAUCUUCUUCUCAAAGUGUACCUGAACCCAAUCAAGAUUUACUUACUGUUCAUGGAGCAACACAAGGAGAAAGUAGCGAUGCUGUUAGCAUACAUACUGCCAGUACUUCGGUUUCUGGCAAUGAAUCAAGUUCCAGUAGAGUGAGUGCAAUAACUGUUGUAUUACCUUGGGGUGCUCAAAAGGAAACUGUGAAACCACAGCAACUAGGAGAUAUGGAUCUCAGACCUGGAGAAUUUGUAAUGCGCACUUUAUUUGCAGAGUUUACCUCGCAAGCAGAGAAAAAGAUGGAAGCAGUAAUGACAGAACAUGAAAAGCCACUUUCAAAAGUUUUACAAAGAGGAGAGGAUCUACAAUUUGAUCAGCUUCUAUCUGCAUUUGGUUCAGUUGCGGAACAUUGUUUGCCUUCUAUUUUAAGAGCAUUGUUUAAUUGGUACGAACGUCAAUUAGUUGAUCAGGGUAGUGAUCAAAAGAAACCUGCUCCUGGUAAAGAAGAUCAGAAAGGAAAAAGUAUUAUGUACACAAUAGUAUCAGGAAGUGUUGAAACAGUUGAAAGAAGUGAAGCAGAUUUACUUCAAGAGCGAAGAGAUCUUGCAGUCGAAUUUAUAUUUUGUUUAAUGUUGAUAGAAGUUUUGCGUCAGUUACCAUUUCAUCCUGGCCAUGAAGAUUUAGUUACUUACAUAGAAAAUAUUGCAUUCAAACAUUUUAAAUACAGAGAAGGCAUCCAAAAUGAACCAAAUGCAGCAAAUAUUCAUAUUAUUGCUGAUCUUUAUGCAGAAGUAAUUGGAGUUCUUGCACAGUCUAGAUUUAUGUCAGUUAGAAAACGUUUCAUGAUCGAGUUAAAAGAAUUACGCGCUAAGGAACCUGGACCUCAUACUACGCAAAGUAUAAUAUCGUUAUUAAUGGGAAUGAAAUUUUUCAGAGUAAAGAUGGUACCAAUAGAAGAAUUUGAAGCCUCGUUUCAGUUCAUGCAAGAAUGUGCACAGUAUUUUUUAGAAGUAAAAGAUAAAGAUGUCAAACAUGCUUUGGCUGGUCUUUUUGUUGAGAUACUUGUCCCUGUUGCUGCUGCCGUAAAGAAUGAAGUUAAUGUACCUUGUCUAAAAAAUUUUGUAGAAAUGUUGUACUCUACCACGUUAGAUAUGUGUACAAAGUCAAAGCAUAGACUUGCUCUUUUUCCUCUUGUAACAUGUUUAUUAUGCGUGAGUCAGAAAACAUUUUUUCUACAAAACUGGCAUUAUUUUUUAGCAAUGUGUCUUUCUCAUUUGAAGAACCGUGAUCCCAAAAUGUGUCGUGUUGCACUAGAGGCAUUGUAUCGUUUGCUGUGGGUGUACAUGAUACGUAUUAAGUGCGAAAGCAAUUCAGCUACUCAAAGUAGAUUACAAAGCAUAGUAAACUCUUUGUUUCCUAAAGGGUCAAAGGCAGUAGUGCCACGUGAUACUCCAUUGAAUAUUUUCGUGAAAAUCAUUCAAUUCAUUGCACAGGAAAGAUUAGAUUUUGCUAUGCGUGAAAUAGUAUUCGAUUUAUUAUCCGUGGGCCGACCAGUAAAAAUAAUUUUAACUCCUGAACGUAUGAGUAUUGGACUUCGCGCUUUUUUGGUUGUGGCUGAUAGUUUGCAACAAAAGGAAGGAGAACCUCCUAUGCCUCGUACAAUGGGCGUACUACCUAGCGGCAAUACUAUGCGCGUUAAAAAGACAUUUCUGAACAAAAUGUUGACAGAAGACACAGCAAGAAGUAUAGGAAUGUCUUCAUAUUUCCCACAUGUUCGGCGAGUAUUCGUGGAUAUAUUACGUGCAUUAGAUGUUCACUAUGGAAGACCUCUUAUGAUGACGAGUACGCAAAACAUGAACAAAGAACCGGAUGAAAUGAUCACCGGAGAACGAAAACCAAGAAUAGAUCUUUUUCGGACUUGUGUCGCCGCAGUUCCUCGUUUAAUACCUGAUGGAAUGACUGGUGCUGAAUUAGUAGACUUAUUGUCCCGUUUAACUGUUCACAUGGAUGAGGAACUUCGCGGAUUAGCAUAUCAAAGUUUACAGACUUUGGUGCUAGAUUUCCCUGAUUGGAGACAAGAUGUUGUCCUUGGGUUUACUCAGUUCCUUGCCAGAGAUGUUCAAGAUACUUUUCCGCAGCUGGUGGACAAUGGUUUAAGAAUGCUUCUGCAGCUUUUAACAAGUUGGAAAAAUUCACUAACAAGCCCCAGCAUAAGAUCUAAAGAGCAAUCAGAUAACACGAGAACAAUUACUCGUACCGACGGUAACAUUAAGAAAAGUGAAUCAGGACAAAAGAUAGAACCUAUUUCCAGUGUUUUUCAUUUGGUGGAAGGCUUUGCAUUGGUCAUGCUUUGUAAUUGUCGAUUAUACCCUCGAAGAAUAGCCGUUCACAUAUUGCGUGAGGUUAAACAUUUAUUGAAAGCAUUAGGAGGUAUGGAAGACGAUCAAUCUGUAAUUGACGUAAUAGAUGCUUGUUGUCCAGUAGUUUUGGAGAAAUGUUACCAUAUGUUGCCACCUGCAGAAAAAGCAGCAGCAGCUUCUACUUCUAACGUUGAUCUUCAAUGGAUAGCUGAAAGAAGUAGUUGUGUGUGGACAGCAGGUCUUCACGAAGAUACGAGCACGAAAAGCUCUUCUUCCCUAAAUUUGAACGGAGCAGAUCCUUGGGGCAGUUGCCUGUUUGCAUUUCUGGAGAAGGACAGAGUACUCACACUGUGCCCAACCGCAAUUGCUCACUCAUGGCCUAUCGUUUUUACCCGAAUAAAUUCGCUAUUUUCAGUAAUCGAUCCUACACCUGUCAAUGACAAUAGAGCUUCCCUCUUAAGAAGUUCAACGGCAGUCAGAAAACCUGUGAAUGAGAGGGACAUGUACAUGCACGUUUGGAAAAAUUACUUGACUUUUGGAUACAGAGUCGUUCCUCCAGUACCGAGUCCCGUUGUACGGUGCGCCAGUCCAGAUCUCAGCCUCAGUUCGUCACCUGAUAGUCUUUCCGCCGAACGGGGUGAUAACAAGUCACCUGGCACGAAUGCAAGCCCCGCAGCUUUAUACAAAUUAACGGUACCUCUACUAAGGUGCGAGGUAGUGGAUGUCAGGGAUGCUGCUGUACAAGCGAUCGGCAAAGUAAAUGCUGAUGCUCUAAAAGACUUGAUGGAAGAAUUAGUUCCUUAUAUCCGUGAAGCGGUUGACCGUAAGCAAGAAAAUAUGAGACGUCGAAGACGAAGAGAUGCAUUGAGAUUGCAGCUUGUAAGAGUAUUAGAAUUAAUCGCUGAGUAUGGAACGUUUGGUAUUUGUCCUGCAGUGUUAGAUCGCGAAACGCAGUCGCUUCAUCCAACGUUCGUUGAAUACAUCGACGGUGCACGUUUGUAUUUAGAGAACGAAACCGACAAAGAGGCACCCGCUGUUCGCGAUAUUAAAUUACAUUUCUGCAACUUUAUUAGAAAGAUGAUCAAAAGCUUUUCCUUGGAAACAUGUCAUACGUUGCUGAAGAGAGACUUGAGACGGAAUUUGUUCAUGUUGUUCGCCAGUUGGGCAGGUCCCUAUGGACGACCAUUGGCGACCACAUCUUCACUACACGAAGAAGAAAAAUCUUGUACAGAGUUACAGCUUUCAGCGUUGCAAGCUAUGAGCGGACUACUGUGUUGUGGUCCUUGCUUCAAUCCUCAAUCGCUUUCAGAAGAAGGAGCAAUAUUAUAUCAGUGGUUAGACUUACUGUUAGCCAGCAAGGACGAAAAAAUUUAUGCCCUUGCUAGAGAAACAGUAGUGUUACUAUUGGAAUGUAACCCUGAUAUCGGAACGCUUCUCGAUUGGGUGGUCGACCGUUGUUACACGGGAGCUCCGCAAGUUGCCGAUGGUUGUUUCCUCGCCUUGGCAACAAUUUUUAGUGCAAGAGAGUACCCCUGUGACCAUUACACGAGCAUCAUCAACGUUACCCUAAUGAGUACAGGUUGUCCACGUGCUCCAGUUCACGACGCGGCGCUCCAACUUCUUCAACUGCUGGACCAAAGAUUCUUCGGGAACGUGGGUCCUCUUCCGGCUGCGGAACCCGAGACCAGUAAGGGUGGUACUCUUGAUGUGCUUCUAUCAACCACGUAUUGUCGCAAUCAAAUGUAUCUUUCUCGUCAACUCGCACAGCUACAUCCAGAGCUAACUAUGCCCAUGUUCAGUGAAAUCACACACAGAUUCCAAACAGCUAGGAGGGAGGUCCGACAACUAUUACUUCAAUAUUUAUUGCCUUGGUUGCAUAAUAUGGAAUUGGUGGAUCCUAACGUACCUCCACCCUCUAAUCCAUUGAGUUAUUAUCAGUACUAUGCAAGCGAUAUGUCGCGUGGCGGAGCUCGCAGAGAGGGGUGGGGUAGCGCGGAGGCAACAGAAAUGGUGUUAAAUAACUUGUUCUACAUAACUGCUAAGUUCUCUGAUGAGCAUCCCAAAGAGACAGAAGAGCUUUGGGCCACUCUGUGCGGUUGUUGGCCUAACAAUCUGAAAGUAAUUAUUCGCUACUUGAUAAUCGUCUCAGGAAUGGCACCACAGGAAUUGCUUCCAUAUGCAAAACGUGUAGUUUUGUAUUUGGCCAGAGCCCGACCGGAUCGUUUAGUGGAUGAAAUGAUGACCGAACUACAGACAGUCGAAACAUUGAACUGUCUGAUCGAAAGAACUGAAACACCACCUUUUUACAGAUUGACUAGUAUGAGAAAAGCUUCAUCGCACAGUGAUGCCCCUGCAGCUGAUCCUGCUAAUCCUCCGCGAGAUCUGGGCGUUGAAAAAGGUACCAUUCAUACCAAAAGGCAUUCAGGAGAGGAUCCCGUUAAAACCGGUUCGAAAUCUGACACCGCACUGCGAGCACUCGCUGGAUUUCAAACCCCAAGGGCAGAAAAAACAAGGACUGCGAGCGGCCCGCCAGUUCUUCCGGACGAUUUGUCCACUCCUACGACCGAAGCCGAAUUGACCACGGACGAAUCUUGUUAUGGAGGACGUAACGGACCCGUGGGAGUAAAUGGAAAGAUGUCCUGCAGCGGUGAAAAGUUUGAUAUUCCUCAACCGCAUCCUUUACCGAUGCCUGAAUACGGCGGAUACUUUGCUCCUCUUACGGAAUAUCUUCCGGAUAGUUCGCAACCCAUAAGUGGAUUUCAUAGAUGCAACAUCGCUGUGAUGCUGCUUACCGACGUCGUCGUGGACGGCAUACAACUUGACUGGGCAAUCCAUGUCCCUCUAAUGUUACAUAUAGUUUUCCUUGGCUUGGAUCAUUCAAGACCUCUCGUAAGGGAUCACUGUCGUUGUCUUUUGUUAAAUCUAUUGGUUGUCCUUGGAGAUCAUCGAGAUCAUCUUGGCGUAGCGCGGGUACUGUUGGCAUCAAAAACAGAACAGUUGGGUUUAGGUCUUUCAACUCCAGCUUUGCCAAUACUCGAACAUAAUUUCACCGAGGUUGAUCCAGAGUUUGACAGUUACCUCUAUGGUCCGCCGCCAGCACCACCUCCUACGACACCCCCUCCCUCAUCUUCGCCUCCGCCGCCUUCCUCUUCCCCUCCUCCACCACCUCCGCCUCCGCCACCGCCUCCUCCACCACCGCCACCACCAGAAUCAUCUAUAUUUAAUACAGCGCCUCCGCCACCUCCGCCUCCUCCUCCUCCACCACCGCUUCCGUCUUCUAAUAGCGGAACUCCUACUCAUUCACCUGUUCCUAAUGCAACGUCCACUCCUCCAAUAUCAAUGAAUCAUGUGAAUCAAUCAGUCAUGGACAGCAAUAAAGAUUAUUCGAAUUCUCAUGCAUAUGAAUCGGCAACGUGCAACAAUUGGCCACAAACGACGGGAUCAUCCACUACAGUGCCUCCUGUUAUUGUUACACCGGAAGAUGCAAACAACUGGGUUGGGCCUCAACCAGGUCCAAACAUGCCAAUCCAGGAUGUGAUCAAAUCUUUAAUCAAUUUCCUAGCGUCUAGGAUUAAUCAACCAUUGUGGAAUUAUGAGGAUAUGACUGCCAAAGUAUGGUGGGUUCGCAGUGCUGAGCAAUUAACAGUAUUAUUGCGACACGUAUUGCGAGUCUUCAGAGAUUCCUUGCCCCAUGCAUUGGUCAGUCAACGAUGGGCACAAACCGCGUUACAAUUAGGCUUGUCUUGUUCGUCCCGGCACUAUGCGGGAAGAUCUCUUCAAGUAUUCAGGGCAUUACGAGUUCCUAUUACAUCUCGAAUGUUAUCUGAUAUUUUAUCUAGACUGGUAGAGACUGUCGCUGAACAAGGAGAAGACAUGCAGGGCUACGUGACAGAAUUAUUACUGACACUUGAAGCAGCCGUUGAUUCAUUAGAGUCUGACUUCCGACCUCUAGAUUUCAUGAAAGAGAUAUUUAAAUCCACUCCAAACUUGAACAAUAAAGAUCCAGCCGCGGGUGGUUUGGUUGGUGGAAAACGAAGUCCGGGCGGUGGAAACGGAUACCCAGCAGGUCCACACAUGUUUUCUCAUUUAAAUCAGGGUGGUCAUACAAGAAGUACCAGCUACUCGGUUAGUUAUUGCAUGAAGAAGUCAAGCGGUGGUAAUUCUGCGGCAAGCGAAAUAAAAGGUUCGCCUCCGCCACCUCCGCCUCCUCCUCCUCCACCACCGCUUCCGUCUUCUAAUAGCGGAACUCCUACUCAUUCACCUGUUCCUAAUGCAACGUCCACUCCUCCAAUAUCAAUGAAUCAUGUGAAUCAAUCAGUCAUGGACAGCAAUAAAGAUUAUUCGAAUUCUCAUGCAUAUGAAUCGGCAACGUGCAACAAUUGGCCACAAACGACGGGAUCAUCCACUACAGUGCCUCCUGUUAUUGUUACACCGGAAGAUGCAAACAACUGGGUUGGGCCUCAACCAGGUCCAAACAUGCCAAUCCAGGAUGUGAUCAAAUCUUUAAUCAAUUUCCUAGCGUCUAGGAUUAAUCAACCAUUGUGGAAUUAUGAGGAUAUGACUGCCAAAGUAUGGUGGGUUCGCAGUGCUGAGCAAUUAACAGUAUUAUUGCGACACGUAUUGCGAGUCUUCAGAGAUUCCUUGCCCCAUGCAUUGGUCAGUCAACGAUGGGCACAAACCGCGUUACAAUUAGGCUUGUCUUGUUCGUCCCGGCACUAUGCGGGAAGAUCUCUUCAAGUAUUCAGGGCAUUACGAGUUCCUAUUACAUCUCGAAUGUUAUCUGAUAUUUUAUCUAGACUGGUAGAGACUGUCGCUGAACAAGGAGAAGACAUGCAGGGCUACGUGACAGAAUUAUUACUGACACUUGAAGCAGCCGUUGAUUCAUUAGAGUCUGACUUCCGACCUCUAGAUUUCAUGAAAGAGAUAUUUAAAUCCACUCCAAACUUGAACAAUAAAGAUCCAGCCGCGGGUGGUUUGGUUGGUGGAAAACGAAGUCCGGGCGGUGGAAACGGAUACCCAGCAGGUCCACACAUGUUUUCUCAUUUAAAUCAGGGUGGUCAUACAAGAAGUACCAGCUACUCGGUUAGUUAUUGCAUGAAGAAGUCAAGCGGUGGUAAUUCUGCGGCAAGCGAAAUAAAAGAAUUGGAUACCAGAUGUAACAAAUAUCCAAAUUCUAACCUGUCUCGGUCAAGAUCAGCUCAGUCUUUGAAAUUGCUAGGUGACUCAGCGACGCAAGACGACAAAAUGACUAUUUUAGCACAACUAUUUUGGCUAUCGGUAUCGUUGCUCGAGUCUGACUACGAGCACGAAUUUUUAUUGGCAUUAAGGUUGCUUAGUCGAGUACUGCAUAGAUUACCACUCGAUCGACCAGAUGCUAGAGACAAAGUUGAGAAACUGCAACAACAGUUAAGAUGGAAUUCAUUCCCUGGUGUGCAUGCAUUAUUAUUGAAAGGUUGUACCAGCCCAAACACCUACGAACAAGUUGUAACGCUGUUGUCUCAGUUCACCCCAUUAUUGGAUUUACCGGUAGUUGACCCUACUCAGAGUCUCGCAUUUCCAAUGAACGUUGUAUCGCUACUUCCUUACAUGCUUCUAAACUACGAGGACGCUAAUGAAUUAUGUAUCAGGAGCGCCGAAAAUAUUGCACAAGUAAGUGCUGAGAAGGGAAAGAAACUGGAGAAUUUAGGCACAGUAAUGACACUAUACAGCCGACGUACCUUCAGUAAAGAAAGCUUUCAAUGGACAAAAUGUGUGGUCAAAUAUUUGUAUGACACAUAUGCUCAUCUCAGCUUCAACAUGCUUGCGUUUUUGGUCGAAGUACUUGAAAAGGGUCCAGGAAGCGUCGCGUUACCUGUGCUUAGUAUUAUACAUUGCAUGUUGCAUUACGUUGAUCUAGCCUCACAAGCAGCCCAACCAAUCAACACAGAACUUCUGCGAGUGAUUUCCAAAUACGUCGAGGGUCCUCAUUGGAAGGAAGCCCUUAAAAUUUUAAAGCUCGUAGUCACGAGAUCGUCAACGUUAGUAGCACCACCUACAUCUGUGCACGGUUCAUCCUGGGAAUCUUCAAUAGCAUCUCCGCAUCCAAGCUUCACCGAUACCGAAAUCUUUACCAAAAAAGAAUUGCCCGGAAGGACCAUGGAUUUCACGUUCGACUUAUCUCAGACACCGGUAAUUGGUAGACGAUGGUUGAUACGGCAAGGUGUUGAAGAAAAGUCACUUGCUUCUCCCCGAUGUUCACUGUCUCUAUCACCAGCAGAUAGCAACGCUGUUUCAGGUUGGAAACGACCAUGGAUGUCACAGGGCCGAGUCCGUGAAUGCUUGGUAAACCUUCUAACAACAUGUGGACAACGCGUUGGUCUACCAAAGAGCCCAUCUGUUAUAUUCAGUCAAAGUUCAGAUUUAAUGGAAAGACAGUCAUCCAUGGCAUCGUCGACGGAGGAAGUUUCUGGUGCGAAUAAUGACUUGAGUGGAGGCUCCAGAAGGGAUGACGAACAAUUUGGCGUGUUCAAAGACUUCGAUUUCCUUGAAUAUGAAAGCGAAAGCGUUGAGGGUGAGAGUACUGACAAUUUCAACUGGGGAGUAAGACGACGACCUCUUAGCGAGGGAGAAGAAAGAGAACCAAGUUUGAGGCAAUUUGAGGAAAGUUUAAGCGAGAAAACUCAGUCAUCCAGCAAACACACUAGUCGGCGUGGUGUUGCGGAAGAAUCAUCUGACGACGAAGCCGGUUCAGAAUCACCUUUGGACGAAGUCCCCGGUGGGUCAGGAGCGGGGCAAGAAGCGAACAAUAUUCCUGGAAUGUUCCCACCAUCCUCUCUUUCCCUCAUACCUAGCCGUACGCGCCAUGAUUCUUCAACAAGGUCUGACACAUCUGGCUCUAGCGCGGGAGAUUUAGGGGACGUAACGCCUUGUAACGCAUCGCCAAACCUCUCGGCACUAAUGCCUUUCAGACAAGUUGUGCGGGACGACGCGGAAGAAAUCUGGCGACAACAAAUUCAGAAUCUGAUCACGCAAUCUCUGUACAACACUUUAGACUUUUUCCAAUUAUUGAGCAGAAUUCUAAGGGAUGUAAGCGGUAAAUCCGUCACUCUUACACGAGAAGCCAGUGCCUUAUUGUGUAAUGGCAGCGCUGCCGCCACUCAAUUAGGCUCUCAUUUAUCUAGUCACGCCGAAUUACUUAGUUCAAAAGCUGAACCGCCUUUGAUUUGGUUUUCCAUUGCUAUCUUUGCUAAUCAGAGAUUAAAUGAAUCUCUACGUUUUGGAAUGUUGGAAAUCCAAGAGCAUCUUGAAACGUUCCUCGAUAAGAAGGAUCACGCUACUGAAUGUCUGGAAGCGGCUAAAGCAGCAGCAAAGCUCCAUGCAUUGGGUGGUGGUCAUACCACAGAGGCAGGUCUUGAAGAGAUGCUCUUAGAUUUAGGCAAAGCGCUUUAUAAACUUCACCUACAACUGCUACUCUUAAUCGAGGCGUCGAAUAAAAUGUUAGGCACUCUUAUGAGUGCUGCGAAAAACGUACAAAUUCCACUUCAGGACAUGUCCGUGGAGAUUGCGAAUAUGAAGAUCGCUCUGAGUAGAGCGCUCGAGGAAAGCACAGAAAGCGAGAGGGGCACACCAACCCCAACACCUAGUCCUAGUCCUUUACCCGGCACUGGUGCUGUCGAAGAAGUUGCCAGAGUCGCAGAAUUACUUAGAAACGCACGUUGGUGUCCCGCUCUUGAAGCUGUAAGACUGCACAGAGCACAGUGGCCGGGAGAUCCGUUCCAUGAUGACGAUGACGUAACGACUGCUGUUAAUAUGUACUGCAGAUACUUAGGACAAGAUAGAUCUGAUAUUUUUGUGGUUACACGAAAAUCUGACGAAAUGUUGGAGAUAUUUAGUAGACUAAUGGAAAGUUUGUUCCAAGUUUUGGCGGCUGUAACCGGCCUAGAAACGUCUACGAAAGCAGCUCGGUCUCAACACGAUCAUCCUAGCAACUCGAAAAGUGACUGUUAAACUCAACAUGAAUUUUAAUAUUAUAUGGUAUUAUAGACAGUUGUUUGUCUAAACUUUAAACUAAAGUCUUCGUAUAAUUUAACUGUACGUGCGUUUUACCCGUGUAUCCUUGUAUAUGACGUAUAUAUGUGAGUAUAUAUAUAUAUGUCGCAAACUAAUUGUCAUAGAAAUUUAGAAAAAUACGCACGAGCGGAAGCACGAUGUCGACGAUUUUCUCGUCUCUUUUUUUUAACAUGAACGCAAUAACGUAUGUAAGUUCGGCUAAAUAAAUAUUGGAAAACUCAA
Messenger RNA from Megachile rotundata (alfalfa leafcutting bee), 10930 nucleotides. RefSeq names its product microtubule binding protein furry (gene fry). NCBI's taxonomy places the organism in Eukaryota, Metazoa, Arthropoda, Insecta, Hymenoptera, Megachilidae. Gene Ontology annotation, biological process: neuron projection development; cell morphogenesis. Gene Ontology annotation, cellular component: site of polarized growth; cell cortex. The record is from RefSeq and is a predicted model, not a curated record.